This is a messenger RNA of Exaiptasia diaphana, 1116 nucleotides long. RefSeq names its product fructose-1,6-bisphosphatase 1. NCBI's taxonomy places the organism in Eukaryota, Metazoa, Cnidaria, Anthozoa, Actiniaria, Aiptasiidae. The record is from RefSeq and is a predicted model, not a curated record. Gene Ontology annotation, biological process: fructose metabolic process; gluconeogenesis; fructose 1,6-bisphosphate metabolic process. Gene Ontology annotation, molecular function: fructose 1,6-bisphosphate 1-phosphatase activity. Gene Ontology annotation, cellular component: cytosol; cytoplasm.
CCUAUAAGCCACGUUGUCAUCACAGUGAUCAAACGUUCUAUACACUAAAGUUGAAAGUGUUCAUAAUAUUUUUCCAAGGCUMCAAAAUGGUUGAUACAAACAGUAUGACUYUGACGCGAUUCGUGUUGAGCGAACAACGUAAGAUUCCUGGUGCUACAGGAGACCUAACACAGCUGUUAAAUGCGAUCCAAACAGCAGUUAAAGCMACUUCCUCRGCUGUGAGAAAAGCAGGAAUUGCUCAAUUAUAUGGAAUUGCUGGUGAUACCAAUAUUUCUGGCGAUCAGCAGCAGAAACUAGACGUCAUGGCAAAUGAGCUGUUUAUCAACAUGUUACGGUCAUCRUAUACAACUUGUCUACUAGUAUCUGAGGAAAAUGAGACUGUCAUUGAGGUUGAAACUGAAAAACAAGGCAAAUAUGURGUUCUGUUUGAUCCUUUGGAUGGYUCAUCAAAUAUYGACUGUUUAGCAUCAAUUGGUAGCAUUUUUGGAAUCACAAGAAAGCUUGAGGGRCCUGGUAAUCCAUCSCAAAAGGAUGGCCUUCAACCAGGAAAUGCRAUGGUWGCUGCUGGAUAUGCCUUAUAUGGCAGUGCUACRGUUAUAGUGUUAUCAACUGGAAAUGGUGUCAAUUGUUUCACUCUUGAUCCUUCAAUAGGAGAAUUUGUGUUGACAAACCCCAAUAUCAGAAUGAARCCAAGAGGAAAGUUAAUUUACAGUGUUAAUGAAGGCAAUGCUGCUUACUUUGAUGAACCAAUGAAGAAGUUCUUGCAAAUCAUCAAGAACCCAACUGAUACAAGAGGCCCAUAUGCAGCUCGUUAUGUGGGUUCUAUGGUGUCAGAUUUGCAUAGAACACUGGUAUAUGGUGGAAUCUUUAUGUACCCUGGGACUACAAAGGCACCCAAAGGAAAGCUUCGUCUGCUCUACGAGUGCAACCCAAUGGCAUUUAUCAUUAUACACGCUGGUGGUCUGGCAACAGAUGGAACACAGAACAUACUAGAUGUAGUACCUACCUCKCUGCACCAGAGAUCACCUAUUUUUAUUGGAUCAGCAGAAGAUGUUAAAGACUACCUCAAAUGUGUUGAAGAAUGCAAAAAAUAGGCACUGAACUUUACUGAAAUUU